Pseudozyma hubeiensis SY62 is the source of this 2520-nucleotide messenger RNA. RefSeq lists its product as hypothetical. Bases 1 to 2520 code for a protein of 839 amino acids. Gene Ontology annotation, biological process: regulation of DNA-templated transcription. The record is from RefSeq and is a predicted model, not a curated record. Gene Ontology annotation, cellular component: nucleus. The transcript has a single exon. Gene Ontology annotation, molecular function: RNA polymerase II transcription regulatory region sequence-specific DNA binding; zinc ion binding; DNA-binding transcription factor activity, RNA polymerase II-specific. Lineage: Eukaryota; Fungi; Basidiomycota; Ustilaginomycetes; Ustilaginales; Ustilaginaceae.
AUGAGUGAGACGCUCGCCGGCUCCUCCGAACGUCGAUUGCCCCGAAUGCAAGCCUCGGGUCUGCCGCACGGUCACGUAGAGCCUCAGCUUCAUCCCGGAGGCUUAGAUUAUGGCGACUCGCAGCGAUACCGUCCCAAGUCGCCGUUUCUUUCACCGGCCUCGUCGCGUGAUCAUCCCCCUUUGCCGCUGCAAUCUCAGCCGCACGACUAUCGAUCCCUUCCGUCAGCCUCUCGACGCUUGUCCGAGAAUGCGCCCCUUUCGCUUUCCCAUUCUCAUCAAGAUCGUGCCAACGGAGCCUAUCAACCGACGCAAUCAGAUCCUCGCGACCGCAAUCAGUACCGCGAACAACGCUCUCCUAACUUUCCCCCUCUACCACCGCGCGCUUCCACUUACGGGGCUUCACCCGAGGUUCGUCAACGUCAUUAUUACGAGCAAUGGCACCACUCCUAUCAGGAGCAGGGCUAUCCGCGCCGGUCUAGCUCAGGUCUGUCACAUACCCAGGCCUCCCAAGCUUACUCUCAGCAUCCCAACCAUCCUCUCGGAGACGCUCGCGGCGACGACGUUUCGAGGGUCCUGAUGCGCCCCGGUCUGCCGUCUCCUAGUAUCUCCGAAGGCCGUCGCGAACGACUUUCGCCGUCGAAUGAGUACCGCAAUCAUGCGUCACUCUCUGUUGACAAUGUCGAACGAUCGAGCUACAGACAUCCCGCCUCUGCUCACGACCGCCGCUACCAGCCCGAUGAGUACCGCCAUUCCCUGUCGCGUCCGUCGACUUCCACCUCUCCCAACGCUGCAGCCUACCCGUUGACAGCGACUCGAUCCACUCCUGCCUCUUCCACGUCCACUUCUCGAAAGCGCAAGAAGCAGUUCAAGUACAUGCUCGAGCACGAAGGCCCGGACCCCUCCUCAAAGACCACAGGCCUCGGGGGCGAUGAGGAGGACCAGGAUCGUGACCAACUCGAUCAACUCGAGGCUGACCCUGAAGCCGAGAGCGCCCAUAGACCCAAGGAAAGCAGGAAGAAGGUGAAGAAGGCUUGCAUCUUCUGCAAGCGUAGCCACAUGCCCUGCGAGGAGGCUCGCCCAUGCAAACGCUGUGUCAAACGAGGGAUCUCGCAUCUGUGCAGAGAUGCAGAGCCAGUCAAUUCGUCUGGUGCCGCAAGCACUUCGACUCCGUCAACGAAGAGCAAAUUUGGCGAGGCGCGCCAGCAGGCACGCGCGAGACGCCAGAAGCAGGACGGAGCGCGUCGCAGCAGCCAUCACAAUGCCGAGACCGAGUCGGAAUCUGAUCUCGAGAGUUUGGCUUCUUCGGCUGCCUCGUCGCUACCUCUCCAUGCUGUCGUGGGCUCUCGUCGUCACGACAUGAACGCUAUGCCUGGUGCUGCUGCGCCAGAUCCGGAUGUGCGAACGAGCCUGUCCAUCUCGACGCUGUUACGCCCUACCCAAGAGGAGCUGGUUCGUCGACCUGUUCAACGCUCGUCAUCGCCGGGCCUCACCGCCGAAGAGCAGAAACAAGCUUGGAAUAGAAGCAUGGAUCCUUCGACGCAGCACAAGAUGAAGCGAAUGCUGGAAGCAGGCCCUGCAGGUAAAGAUCUCCGCGACAUGUUCGCAGAGAUGCCCACCUCAUUGCUCAUGACUCCAGCCACGGCAAAUGGCCUCGAUGUCAAGUCGAUUCUGCGUCACUCAUCGGCCGAACCGUACGGUCCGCCUGAUCGACGCUCCAGCGACGAGAAAGAUGACGAGAGGCAGAGGUCUCAACGUUCGCACUCGAUUCCAUCCUCCAGCGAAGAGCGUCACGCAGACGAAGCAGUCUUCAAGCUGCCCUCGCGCCCCAAGCAUCUCCUGCAGGAGGAGGCGGCCACAACGUCCGAAUUGCGCGGUGGACCUCCCACCUACUCGUACACCUACGGCUACGCCAAGCUGGCUCGAUGGAUGCACACGCGUUUCUCGCGUGCCAAUUGCGAAAAGGUCGACCAGAGUCUCUCGAUCAUCCGACCCAAACUCAUGGCGCUCUCGCGCAGUCUACCGGAGGAGGAACUCAUCGGUGUCGAAGAUUCCUUCUACCGUCUACUCGAUUUCUACGUCACCAACGUGCUCGAGACCAUCCCGAUCCCCAUGAUCGUCGCCCGCCGGACGGGCGAGAUCUACGCUGCAAACUCGCACGCAUGCAAACUGUUCCAACUACCACCGUCUAUCUUUCAAGGCGGACAGAUCUGCCACUACCAGCUGGUCACCGAGAAGGACUGUGUGAACAUGUGGGGCAAGUAUGCGCAGGAGGCGCAGGGGAUGUUGGACGUUCCGCCUAGCACGAGGGUGAUGCUGGAGGUGGAUCGGAGUUUGUUGAUGUUCGAUCGGCCUGGGUUGGAUCCGCGGACGGGGGAGGUGGUGGAGGGGGAGUGUGAGGACGGAGGCGAGAUGGUGGUGAGGAAGGAGGUGGUGGUGACGUUCGAGGCUAAGUUGAGCACGCAUGGGCUGCCGUUCAUGGUGACGGGGACGAUCGUGCCUAUCCCGGAGAAGGAGGAAUAG